Gongylonema pulchrum is the source of this 564-nucleotide messenger RNA. Lineage: Eukaryota; Metazoa; Nematoda; Chromadorea; Rhabditida; Gongylonematidae. The record is from the annotation of a GenBank genome assembly.
AUGAUCCCAGAGAAUGAGCCACUCACAGAACUGCCGUCACCAAGCCAACUCAAGCACAAAUACCUUCUGCGCGGUAAGCGAGUGCUGGCAGCUGUGACAGGUGUGGACGAGGGCAGGGAGGAUGAUGAUGAGGCUUCAGCAGCACCCGAAAACAAUACCAUUAUAUGUUACUAUCACUGUGACCAUAUCUUCAUCGUCGUUGUCGUGUCAUUAUCACGGGCAACAAUUGCAGAUGGUGUAAAUGAAUCGGCGUCGCUUUCGGAAACGAAAGUAAAGAAACUUGGUGAAGAAAGCGAGGCUUUGCUUGCUGCCUAUACGUCAAAGCAUUUUGUGAAAUCAUAUCCAAAAGGCCUUCGCCAGGAUUCCAGCAAUUUCUGCCCAAUGCAGUCCUGGAUCGCCGGAGUACAAUCGGUUGCACUAAAUAUGCAGACUUAUGAUGAAAACAUGGAUCUCAGUGCGGGACUGUUUCGGAUAAACGGCAACUGUGGCUACGUUCUGAAACCGCCUGUCCUAAUUCGUGGUCUGGGUAAGCAACCUCAAAGUCGUGAUUUAAUUACCAGAUAA